AAAAUAGUAAAUGCAGGGUAUACACGUGUGCGUUUCCGCAGGCUGAGCGAAGCUUUUUCAAUGGAAAUCUGUGAGCCCGUUGCCGUGUCUUUUCCCCCUCCGCUCUCCGCCCCCAGUUUGCCACCCUCCCUCUCCAUUUAAAGCCAGAGCCUCUCCUCCUUCUCUGUGAGAUACUACAGUUGUGUGCGCCUCUCUCUUGGGUUUGUAGUAGGAGAACGCCUCUGCCUCACCUUUCCGGCAAAAAAUCCGCAAUCCAAAACCGCAUUUCCUCCUACAAAUUCAGCUGCGAACCAGUCAACUUGCUCCGGCAGCUCUUCAACAAUGGCUCUCAAGCUCAAUCCAGUCACCUUCCCUUCCACCCGCUCCCUCAACAUCAACUUCUCUCCCUCCCGCCAUCCCAGAUCUCCUCGCACCCUUCUCGUGGCCUCCACUUCCAUCAAGUAAGAUUUCCUCCCGCGAUUGCUCUGGAUUCUCCGCAAAAUUUAUCGCAGGGAUUGACUGAUUUUCCUGCAAUCGAAACGUUUAUGUCUUGUUUUUUCUUUUCUUUUUCUGUUCGUCUAAUUUCAUUUCUCCCUUUGCUGUGGUUUUGAUUGAUUUGCGACUCAGCUUUUGUUCUAUGUUCCGAUUGAAUUUGUUUCCGUCUUUUUUGUCGUUCGUUUCCAAUUGGGUCUGGAAUUUGAACACCGAUGGGUUCAUUUCCGUGGUGCGGAAGUCAUCCCACUGUUUUCCUCUUCUCCUUCCAUUUAAAUGCAUGUGGGUACUCGUUAUUUUAUCAAUUCGGCGUCGCCAUAGCUCGUUCUGUGCUGCGUUCUUUUGUUUUCUUCUUCCCUCUCCCCCCCUCCCAUGCCUUGUUUUUUUCCUGCUUAUUUUAAACCACGAACGAACUGAGGAAUGAAUGGUAUGUCUCUGCUUCUAUGCUUCAUGAUUGGGUUUUCAUUUUCUAUUCCCUCUCGUUCCUGUGAGAAGAUCUGCAAGAUGCCUCAGUUAUGUGUGGCAUGCAGCCCAUUAUCAUCUAAGCAUUGUCAGUAUUUGUUUUGUUUUGCGGGGUUUUCGAUAUGCAAUGCAACUCUUGUGGUUGAGAGUUGUGGAGGGGAUGGUGGUGGGUUAACUUUACUGCCUGGGUCGGCUGGUCCAGUUGGUUGACGACUGGCUCUGUGUAUUGCUUUCUUGUGGGUGUUUCUUAUCUAUCAUCUUUGUCGUCUUCUCUCAUCUACCUGCUUUGGCAGGAAAUAAUGCCCAGCUGUUUUUUCUUGACUUUUAAGUCUUAAGCGUUUCAUCUAGGAAUUAACGAUGCUCCAUCCAGACUCCUGCAGCACCCAUCGUGUCUUAAGUUGCAACAUAUUUGACGGCAUAUUUAUUAUCAUCUCCUUCUCUCGGGGAAUAAUCAAUUUCCUCGCUAGUUUCUUCCUUAUCUCGUGUGGAGGCUGAGAAACUAAAGAAGCCGUAUGGACCUCCCAAAGAGGUGCAUGUCCAAGUCACGCACUCCAUGCCCCCACAAAAGCUGGAGAUCUUCAAGUCAUUGGAAGGCUGGGCUGAGGACAAUCUCUUGGUGCACCUAAAGCCCGUUGAGAAAUGCUGGCAGCCACAAGAUUUCCUGCCAGAACCCGAGUCAGAGGGAUUUUAUGACCAAGUUAAGGAACUAAGGGAAAGAGCCAAGGAACUCCCUGAUGACUAUUUUGUUGUGCUGGUUGGAGAUAUGAUCACUGAAGAAGCCCUACCAACUUACCAGACAAUGCUUAACACCCUUGAUGGCGUGAGAGAUGAGACUGGGGCAAGCCUUACUUCUUGGGCGAUCUGGACUCGGGCAUGGACUGCUGAGGAGAACCGGCACGGUGACCUCCUCAACAAGUAUCUCUACCUUUCCGGAAGAGUCGACAUGAAGCAGAUUGAGAAGACAAUUCAGUAUCUGAUUGGGUCAGGAAUGGAUCCAAAAACAGAAAACAAUCCCUACCUUGGUUUCAUCUACACUUCAUUCCAAGAGAGGGCAACUUUCAUCUCACAUGGGAACACGGCAAGGCUAGCCAAGGAACAUGGAGACAUGAAGCUGGCGCAGAUCUGUGGAAUUAUCGCAGCAGAUGAGAAACGCCAUGAAACUGCUUACACCAAGAUUGUGGAGAAGCUGUUUGAGAUUGAUCCGGACGGCACAGUGUUGGCACUGGCGGACAUGAUGAGAAAGAAAAUAUCCAUGCCUGCCCACUUGAUGUUCGACGGCCAGGAUGACAAUCUUUUCGACAAUUACUCCUCCGUGGCACAGCGUAUUGGGGUGUACACGGCCAAGGACUACGCAGAUAUCCUGGAGUUCCUGGUUGGGAGGUGGAAAGUGGAGACAUUGACGGGUCUUUCUGGGGAAGGAAACAGGGCUCAGGAGUUUGUUUGUGGGCUGCCGGCAAGGAUUCGAAGGCUGGAGGAGAGAGCUGCUGGGAGCGCGAAGCAACCAUCCUCCCCUGUUCCUUUCAGUUGGAUUUUCGGCAGAGAGCUUGUACUCUGAGUAAAAGAGACUGGAAAAUGGAGUGGAAUGAACCUAGUAUGAAGCUCGCCGGGUGAUGGAUUCCUAGUACUGCUGCAGUCGUAUGAUAGGAAAGAAGAAAACGAUCUAGCUUUAAAAGCCUUACCUGUUUUUGUUUUUCUUUUCCUCCUUUUAAGUUUCUUUUGUUUUCCAGCUGAAGUUGCUCCAAGUUCCAUAUCAAUGUAUCUUCGUCGUUCUUCUGACUGCUUUGGUAGAUGCUGCUCCACUAUCAAACUUGUGCUUGCUCUUCACCUUUGGUGGUGGAGAGUCAAACUCAGUUUGACGGAUGCAGCUUAGAGUUUUUUUUGUUUUUGUUUCUUUCAUGUGUUCUCUUUGUGUGUGAUGUCGUCUGUUCUCAACUCUUUAGAUACUAAGGGAAUGUAGUGUACCUGGUUUUCUUCUGUUCUCUGUUUUCAUCGAAAUUAAGAAGGGAAAAUUUUCCAGUGUAGAUGUUGUUCCUUUUUAGCUUUUUAAACCCUUUUGCUCUGAUGGUUGC
Molecule: messenger RNA, 3002 nt
Organism: Linum tenue
Lineage: Eukaryota; Viridiplantae; Streptophyta; Magnoliopsida; Malpighiales; Linaceae
Source: the annotation of a GenBank genome assembly